UAAUAUUCUCCGUGGGGUUGAUAGUGGGAAUACUAUAAGCACACUGGUGAUUGUUACUAUAGGGUCAUACAGAUACAGAGACUUUGGCGAUCGAGUUGGGGAAAGCAAGCAGCGUCCAUGGCGGAUCAGAAGAGCAAGGGCGUCAAGCUGUACGGGACCUCGUUCAAUGGCCACACCACCAUGGUGGAAUGCGCCCUCAAGCUGAAGGGCGUGGCGUACGAGUACGUGGAGGAGGACCGCAAGAACAAGAGCGAGGCGCUUCUCAAGCUCAACCCCGUGCACAAGCAGGUGCCGGUUCUUGUGGUGGAUGGUAAGCCCAUAGCUGAGUCGCAAAUCAUCCUGCAGCACAUCGAUGAUGUGUGGAAGGACCCUCCCCAUCUCCCGGAAGACCCUUACAAGCGAGCCAAGGUCCGAUUUUGGGCAGAUUUCGUCAGCAAAAAGGUUGUGCCAAUUAUGCAUACCAUCGUAACCUUGAAAGGCGAUGAGCAGAAGACGGCAGCGGACGAGUUCGGAGGGUAUCUGCAGACCAUGGAGGACGGCAUCCGAGAGGAGCUGUGGACUGGAGGUCCGUUCAUCAACGGAGACAACCCCGGACUCCUCGACGUGGUGAUGGGUUCGAGCUACACGUGGAUCAAGUUUAUCGAAGCUGUAGCGGGCGUGAAAUUGGCGAAGAGGGAGAAGACGCCGCUCUUGUGCUCUUCCAUGGAGGCCUUCGUGGAGUUUGAUGCCGUGAAGGAGUUGAUGACCCCACCUGAGGUGCUCCUACAGAGCAGGGGGAAUCCCGGCGCGAAGACUACUGCAACAUCUGACGAUUGAUCGCGUGGCUCGUACGCUCGUUUCAUGUUUGUGUUUACGGUGAAACGUAAACUUGGUUUGCUUUAACUACGAGUUCUACAAAGAAAGUUUCCACCUGCUUCUGCGCAAUAUAAAUAAAUGGAUUUGUCAUUUAGUA
This is a messenger RNA of Musa acuminata AAA Group (dessert banana), 952 nucleotides long. RefSeq names its product glutathione transferase GST 23. The record is from RefSeq and is a predicted model, not a curated record. Gene Ontology annotation, cellular component: cytoplasm. The transcript has 2 exons. Gene Ontology annotation, molecular function: glutathione transferase activity. Lineage: Eukaryota; Viridiplantae; Streptophyta; Magnoliopsida; Zingiberales; Musaceae. Gene Ontology annotation, biological process: glutathione metabolic process. Bases 118 to 816 code for a protein of 232 amino acids.